Molecule: messenger RNA, 652 nt
Organism: Nomia melanderi (Alkali bee)
Lineage: Eukaryota; Metazoa; Arthropoda; Insecta; Hymenoptera; Halictidae
Cellular component (GO): myosin II complex
Molecular function (GO): calcium ion binding
Source: RefSeq, a predicted model, not a curated record
UUGUUUAAAUAAGUAUUAUUAAUUAUGUCGAACAUUAAAAAAAGUAUAAUUAUGGAAAAUGAUAAAAAACGAUUGAAAGAGUUAUUUCGUUUGAUGGAUAACGAUGGUGAUGGGUAUUUAGAUUAUUAUGAAGUGAAAGCUGUAUUGAAGGCUUUAGGUUUUAUAGUUAAAAAAUCCUAUAUUUUAGCGAUUAUGCGAAUGUACGAUAAGCACGGUUGUAAUAAAAUUUCUUUUGACGAUUUUAAUUAUGUUGUAUUAGAAAAAUUCAGUAAACGAAGUAUUUUAGAUGAAAUAAAACAUGCAUUUAAAUUAUUUACAAAUGAUUCUAUGCGUGAUAAGAUAACUUUAGAAGAUCUACAAAAAUUGAAUGGAAAACUUGAAUGUGACUUAACACUCGAAGAGAUGGAACUUAUGAUCAAAGAGUUCGAUUUGGAUCAAGAUAAUUCUAUUAAUGAAAGUGAAUUCAUAGAAAUUAUGAUGGAUCUUGGAAUGUAAACGAAUUUUGUCUUUUGUUGCAAGUACGUUUUAUUAAUAUUAUCACAAUGAAUUUUGGAAUCAACUGGGAAGAAGAGCAUCGACGUACAUUGCUAUCAGGCAAUGCAUCAUUGACAUCUACUGCGCAAUCAAUUGCCAGAUCUCAAGCAGUUGCAAU